UAAAUAUAAACAUGUUUGUUCGUUUCUGUUACUACCUUUUAACUCUGUUUGUCACGUUUAACUCAGAAGUCAGGAGGAUAACCGCACUGCUGUCUCUUAGGUGGAAAUACAGUUCCUCAUCAUGACAUUCCUGUCCCCUCAAGAUCUCUGCGGACUGGGAGGCACCAGUCGGUAUUGGCGAGUACGGAUUCGACACCCUUCUCUUUGGAAAUAUUUUCUGUUGCGGGAUCUGCCUCUGUGGUCAUCAAUUGAUCACCUUUCAAUGCCUGACAUGGAGAGUCUCGAGAAAGCUCUGUGGGAGAGCUCGGAUUCAGAAAGCCGAGAUUUUAUGGCUGAUUACCUCAGGGCUUCCCCAGCGUGCCGUGGCCUGUGGCAUCAGUCAAGGCCAGCAUAUGAAACAGUGACCUCCUUCCUGAAGUCCAUGGUGAUGACGGCUGGACCUCGCUUUGCCAUGUUUGGACCUGGAAUGGAACAACUCGAUAUUUCAUGGGUGACAACCAUAAUGGACUCCCCCAACAUCCUUACAGUCACAGGGGUGACCCAAAGACAAAUCAAUGUUGUCUUGUGUAGUUGUAUGUACAGUGGCCAGCACAAGUUCAACAUAUUGACACUUUAUUCAACUGACAGGUCAGAGAGGGAGAGCUUUCGUUUAGAUGAAGAAUCAGGGAGGCCUGUGUUUAGCCUCACUCCCAACAUUCAGGAAGCGUGCCAAGCUGUGAACGGAUUCAUCUUUGUGGUGAAUGCAGAGCGAGGAAGAGAAUCCGAUGAAGCGAUGGAGAAGGAGUUUGCUCAGAUCACGGCCAUGCUGGAGCCUGUGUGGGGCCCCUCCUCUCGGCCCCUGCUAGUGUUGUCCUGCACGUCCCGAGAGGGGCCAGAGUGUCCCCGUGUCCCCUGCCUAAAAACAGCCCAGCGGCUGAAGCUCAGCCUCUUGCCAAACCCCUGGAUGGUGCAGGACACAGUGGCAGAGUCACUGCCAGGCUUUCUGGAUGGUAUUCUGUGGUUACUCAGACAGACUGGAAUGAGAAUCUAGCCCUGGAGAGACCUAGUUUAUAUAACUGCAGUAAGACGUCGUUAAGGCUGACAAGAGACUUUGACAACAGUGACAUUAAGACGCUGACAGUGGUGACUCCUGUAAAUGCGCAGACUCCUGUGAACGACGAGUCUCGAUCAGCAAAUGAAAAUGAGACACACACCCACGGACGGGGGCUGGGGAAGCCAUUUCAUGACGUAGAGAAGUCCCAAAUGGUUGACUCCACCUCAGCAUUGGCAGGUUGUAAUGAGCCAUUUUUAUAAAAUGCAGAUGGUUCAAUGGUGAUUUUGUCAGUAUUAACACCAGCAUUGAUAUGUUUCAUAGAAUUGUCUCAAGGCGCUUUACAGAGCCCAGUGCCUGGACCCCCUUAGAGCAAGCACAAUGGCGAUCA
Molecule: messenger RNA, 1421 nt
Organism: Clupea harengus (Atlantic herring)
Lineage: Eukaryota; Metazoa; Chordata; Actinopteri; Clupeiformes; Clupeidae
Product: F-box only protein 4
Exons: 6
Coding region: 122-1030 (302 amino acids)
Biological process (GO): SCF-dependent proteasomal ubiquitin-dependent protein catabolic process; protein polyubiquitination
Cellular component (GO): SCF ubiquitin ligase complex
Molecular function (GO): protein binding
Source: RefSeq, a predicted model, not a curated record